Molecule: messenger RNA, 366 nt
Organism: Anisakis simplex (herring worm)
Lineage: Eukaryota; Metazoa; Nematoda; Chromadorea; Rhabditida; Anisakidae
Source: the annotation of a GenBank genome assembly
AUGUGGGAUGUUGGGGGCCAGAAGAGUCUGAGAUCGUAUUGGCGAAAUUAUUUCGAGCAAACCGAUGGCGUGAUCUGGGUGAUUGAUUCGGUGGACAUUGAUCGAAUGGACGAUUGCAAACGAGAGCUGGAAAAACUUUUGGUUGAAGAACGUCUUAUUGGUGCCUCGUUAUUGAUUUUGGCGAACAAACAAGAUCUGCCUUCAAGUGCCAGCAAGCAACAAAUCGAAGAGUUAUUAGAAUUAUCAAAACUAGAAACACAUCAUUGGCGAGUGUUCGCAUGCAGUUCAGUGACGGGCGAAAAUCUUUUGGAGGCAUUGGAUUGGCUUUGUACGGACAUUUCUGGUCGAUUGUUCAUAACGGAUUGA